UCGCCCCUACUAUACAACAGCCGUGCUGAUUUAUCCAACUUUCCUCCCAGUCCUGAUAACCUCGCCUGAGUUCUCCAUUCCCCUUCUUCCGACCACCGUCAACCGCCAAAAUGAAGGCCGUUGUGAUAACCACCCCCGGCGGCCCCGAAGUCCUUCAACUACAAGAGGUCGAAGACCCAGAAUAUGGAGACGACGACGUUCUGAUCAGAGUCGCAGCCACCGCACUCAACCGGGCCGACACUAUCCAGCGCAAAGGCUUGUACCCGCCGCCGAAGGGCACGAGCCUGUUCCUGGGUCUGGAAUGUUCUGGAACCGUCGAGGCCGUCGGGAGGAACGUCACUCGGUGGAAAAUCGGUGACCAGGUAUGUGCUCUUCUUAGUGGAGGAGGGUAUGCUGAGAAGGUGGCUGUACCCACUGGACAAGUUCUUCCUGUUCCAGCUGGUGUUUCUCUAAAAGAUGCUGCUAGUUUCCCUGAAGUGGCGUGCACUGUUUGGUCAACAGUGUUCAUGAUGAGCAGGCUAUCUGCUGGAGAAACAUUCCUGAUACAUGGGGGCUCCAGUGGAAUUGGUACAUUUGCGAUCCAAAUAGCGAAAUACCUAGGAGCCAAAGUGUUUGUCACAGCAGGAAACGAAGAAAAAUUAGCUGCUUGCAGGGAUCUGGGAGCUGAUGUGUGCAUCAACUACAAGAGUGAAGAUUUUGUUGCACGUGUGAAGGAAGAAACGCAAGGGAAAGGUGUUGAUGUUAUACUGGAUAACGUUGGAGGACCCUACUUUCAACGGAACAUCGACAGCCUAAAUAUGGAUGGGAGGCUUUUUAUUAUCGGCUUUAUGGGUGGAACUGUAACAGAAGUGAAUCUUCAGGGUUUGCUUGCAAGGCGCCUCACAGUGCAAGCGGCUGGGUUGCGCUACAGGAGUACAGAAAACAAAGCUCUGAUCGUGAGCGAAGUGGAGAAAAACGUUUGGCCAGCGAUCGUGGCGGGGAAGGUGAAACCAGUGGUGUAUAAAUGUCUUCCAUUGUCCGAAGCAGCUGAGGGUCACCGGCUUAUGGAGAGUAGCAGCCAUAUUGGGAAAAUACUCCUUGUCACUUGAUACUAUGGAUGAUCUUUUGCAUCAAGUGACUGAAUAAAAUGGUUACUAUAUGCGUUAAAAUGAACAGGAAAAAUAAAAAGACGUUAGUUGCUUGAAAGGAUUUGUGUUAUGUUGAUCUCCAUUUGCAAUGUUGUAAGAGUACUUGUGAACUAAAGGCACCCCUUUCUCCUCUUUCUUUUUUUUUAAUUUUAAUUUUAUAUAUUAAGUAUAUAUGAGAGAUGUAUUAAUAACAUAUAUUGUGUGGGGUCAAAUUUGUAAAAUUGUCUAAUACACAUAUUAAGUACUUCCUCCGUCA
Molecule: messenger RNA, 1383 nt
Organism: Rhododendron vialii
Lineage: Eukaryota; Viridiplantae; Streptophyta; Magnoliopsida; Ericales; Ericaceae
Exons: 6
Coding region: 111-1088 (325 amino acids)
Molecular function (GO): oxidoreductase activity
Source: RefSeq, a predicted model, not a curated record